CCACUCGCAAAUCACAACCGGACUCCUGAGAGAGACGGGGAGAGUGAGAAGCACGAGAGUCUUCCGCUUUCGCUCCGGCCAACAUCCGCAUGGCCACCACCGCCGCCGACGUACCUGACGACUUCAAAAAGUGGUGGGAGACAUUCAACAAUGGCGUCGCCGUCGACCAAGGGCAAGACGACGAUGAAGACGGGACGGACUCCGAUUCCGGUUUCGAGCAGGGGCAGCAGCAGCAGGAGGAGAAUGCGGGCGAGGAGACGGCGUCGGAGGCCCACGCGCCCGCCGGGAGGGAGGGCGCCGCCGGCGAUUGCGACGAGGAGGGGGUUUCUGAGGAUAGCCGUUUUCCGCGUGAAGGUGAGCUGCAGGGAAGGAACAUAGAAGGAGACGCCAAACUAAAUACACCACGGGCUUCUGAAGAUGAAGCCGAGCAUGUUUCUGAGGACAGCUAUGUUCAGAUUGGAGGCGGGCUGCAGGGAAUGAAGAGAACAGCAACCGCCGAACGAUACGAACCGCAGGCUACCGGAAAUGAGAUCCAGAACGAAGAAGGUCAAGGUAUAAAGAAGUGUUGAUCACACCUUGUUGCA
Molecule: messenger RNA, 584 nt
Organism: Triticum urartu
Lineage: Eukaryota; Viridiplantae; Streptophyta; Magnoliopsida; Poales; Poaceae
Source: RefSeq, a predicted model, not a curated record